GAAAUGCAAACAACUUUACUGUUUUACCACAACUUUACUUGUAUUUAGGAGACCUUACCACUUAUAGCAAAAGUUGUGAAAAAUUCGAAAAAGUCAAAAUAUUACACAAAAGUUUCGCAGCACAACAAUUAAAAUUACUUACUUUCAAAUUUACGUUAUUAAACACUCGUCGUUUAAAAGCAAUCAUGAAAAGCAAUAGCCUCAUGAUUUAUUAAUAAAAUUGAAUAAUGCAGCAACAUAAAAAUAUUAAUUUAUAAAAAUAAAAUAAAAAUUACAAAAGAAUUUUCACUAAAUGGUCAAAAGAAUAUGUGAUGCAUUGUUAAUUCCAGUUGAAUAUUCGCGAAAAAAAUAUUUUAUUUUUUAAAUUCCAACGAUCAAUAAUUUUCGGCAAAUAAAUAAACAAACUGAAGCUUCAAAAUGUCCAGUGCAAACUACGAAUUCGACAUUAAAUAUGGUAUAUUGAAUUCAAGAACCCCAAGGCAUUCGCUAAUUUCAGCCCGGUACAAGCAAAGUUUUGCCUACUUCGUAUUGCGCUACAGACUUCCACAUAAUUUAGCAGAAAUAAUCCUUACUUUAUCAGAAAAUUUGGAUAUUUUAGUGUCACAAUACGGCGAGGUACGAAAAGCCAUAUUUGACAGAACUCAAGAAUCUCGAGGGGACUUUGGGAAGGUAAUAUAUAGAAUAAGUCAACUAAAAUACCGAUUGCAACAUGAUGGACCCUUUCAUCAGUUUUCCGGAGCUGAGCCAGAUAAAGACUUUUGGAACAACUUUCUGUUAAAUCUUGAGGACGGACAAAAUACUUUCUUCAGUACAUGCUUUCUUUAUGCCGAAUGUUAUGUUUUUCGCCGUUUGAUAUGCUAUUUGGAAAACACCCAAACUUUAAAAACAUUCGAUUACUACGUUAUGAAAAAACAUAAAUCUCUAAUAGCAUUUUUAUCGACAAUAGAAAUUAUACUGUUUGGAAUACGUACCGUGCAGUCUUCUGAUGAUGUAUUACGGUUCCUUUUAAGGCUUAACCUUUGGGGUAAUCAGUGUGAUAUAUCUGCUGACACAGAAAAAUACAAUGUAAAACGUAAAGGACCAUUCGAGCACUUAAGAGCUUAUGAGAAGAAUAUAAUAAUUGAUAGUACGACAUCGGUUAUCAAUUCUUUUAAAUUGGCGGAUCACACUAAACCCGUACAAGUAGAUUUCAUUUGCGACAACGCUGGUUACGAGUUGGUUGUUGACUUUAUACUGGCUCAUUAUUUGCUGGAAUCGAAACUGGUAGACAAAGUCCGUUUUCACAUGAAGGCAGUUCCUUGGUUUGUAACAGAUGCAACAAUCACAGAUUUUCAUUGGACUCUUCAACAAUUAAAAAAACAAGCUGGACGUUGCACACAGGAAUAUGCCAGGAUAUGGCUCCAAAACUUGAAUGAGGGUAAAUUUGAGGUUGCGGAGGCUGAUUAUUUUUGGACAAGUCCAUAUGAAUUUUACAGAAUGCGCGAUGUGCGUCCAGAUUUGUACGAACAGCUUACUCAAGCUCAUAUGAUUAUUAUUAAAGGUGACUGUAACUACAGAAAACUAAUAGGGGAUUUCCGUUGGGAUGCCUCAGAGCCGUUCAUAACUUGUUUAAGGGGUUUUCAGCCAGCUAAUAUAUGUAGUUUACGAAUUGUAAAAACUGAAAUUAUUUGUGGUAUGAGUCCAGGAAAAAAUGAAGACUUGGUAAAAAAGAACAAAGAUUGGAUGAUUAGUGGUGAAUAUGGUACAAUACAGUUUAUAGAAAAAAACUACUGUGGUUGUCCAAUUACCACACCAAACUCUAUAGAACACAGUAUAAUGAACUAAUAUUUGACACUUGGGCAACAAUAUAAUCAUAUUUUUCAAGAAGUAUUUGAUCUUGUGUGACCCUAAUACAUAUGCCUAGAAGUCAAGAAAAACAAAAUUGUAGCAAUGUAUAAAUAGUUAAUAAUCUCUAAUAAAUAAAUUCUGCUCCACAACUGCCCACCCGUAA
Molecule: messenger RNA, 1990 nt
Organism: Bactrocera oleae (olive fruit fly)
Lineage: Eukaryota; Metazoa; Arthropoda; Insecta; Diptera; Tephritidae
Product: damage-control phosphatase ARMT1
Biological process (GO): DNA damage response
Cellular component (GO): nucleus
Molecular function (GO): phosphatase activity
Source: RefSeq, a predicted model, not a curated record